AUGAUAGAAGCCAUGGAGCUCAAGAACACCACCACAACGCUGGUCCAGCGCUUGAGCAGCACCGAAGCUCGGCUGAUCCGCGUAGAAGUUCUGGUCCUCUUCAGCACCUUGGCGUGGGUUCUCCUUGAGCUGUUCGGCUCAUUCCGCCGGCGGUAUAGCCAUGGGUUCUUCCGCCUCCUCGUCUGGACAGUGUACACACUGUCCACUGUGCUGGCGCCCUACACCAUCGGCCUGCUGCAGGCUGGUCCAUUCCGUGACCAGACGUUUGUCCUCUGGGGCACCAUCCUCCUCCUGAUACAAGUAAACCCUGUCUCCCUCUCUGUCUACAGUAUCCAGGAUAUUGAGCAGAGGAAAAGGAUGCUUGUGCAGCAAGUCAUGCAAAUCUUUCUGGUGCUAUGGCUGAUCAUCAAUGGGAGUGGUGGCAACAAGAGUUACAAUGCUACCAUAUGGAUUUUCUAUAUCCUGAGCAUCAUUUUGACAUUCAGCAAGUUUGGGAAUUUAAGUAAGGCAAGCAAAAAGGGAGGUUUGGUGGCGCAUUCUAAAGUGAUUGCUGAUUACAUGCUGGUUGAGCAUCAGCUUGCUCCGGUCUUCAAUCCAUGCACUAUGGAAGGGUACAGCUACAUAUUUCACGGGGAAAUGGAAUUGACUUCCCUGCUUCCAACCGCGCCUGACUACAGAGUUGUGUUAAAAGAGGUAAUCAAUUCAGAAUACAUCACCAUUGAUUCUGUUUGGCGAUGGAUCGAGUCUCACAGCUUCAAGCACAAGGAAACUGCGGAAGUUUACAAGGAUACUGCGCUCUCCUUCACAUUAUCCAAACUGUUGAAACGGAGAUUCUGUGGCUACCGACUCAGUGAAGCCGGCCUUGAGAAGACACUGCAUCUCGUUCUUCAUGGGCUCCUCUCCGAGAAUGCCAGCUACGUUCGUGCUUUUCGUGUUAUCGAGGAGGAGCUGUCAUUCAUGUAUGAUUUCUUCUAUACAAGGAUGGAAUUUUACUGGGGGAGGUGGGGCAUGUCAGCAGUUGCUACAUUGUUUGCUAUUGUUUGGAACAUCAUUUCCGGAGCACUCAGCAGACACUACCAUCGUAGUAAUUUGGAACAGAGAGUCAAUGGAACCGAUGUUAUUCGUUGGGUUACCAUUGUUUUGCUUGCCAGUUUAGCUUUGAUAAACUGCACGACAACAUUUAUAUCUCCUUCUAGGAUGUUAGUAGUGGAUGACAUCCGGGAAUACAUUACCAAGUCACGAACAAAAACUGUAAAUGAGAGUCCCACAAGAGAAGGUACUUGGGAAAGAAAGCUUGGGCAGUACUCUCUGUUACUCAACUUCGACUAUGAUCCAUGGAAUGCACUGCCUUUUCUGUCACUAGGCUUGCUCGAUGCAACAAGAAAAGGACAGAAGUCUGACAAGAAGAUAAAACUGGCAGAUACAGUCAUCAUCCGCAUCCUCUCUCAGUUCAAAAAGAACAACGGCAAGCUAGAAAAUGGACAAGCAGCACUUGCUAGAAAUCAGCUGGGAAGCCAAUUCUCAUGGGCCUGCAACUUGCCAACACACAUCCACACAAUCCUUGUAUGGCAUAUCGCCACAACCAUCUCCCGGAACGAGCUGUCGCUGGAGGGCAACGACGACCUUCUUGUUGCCGUGAGACUGUCGGAUUACUGUGCCUACUUGGUAGCUUUUGUUCCCGACAUGCUGCCUGGUCAUGGCUACGACACACGACGCAUCUUCGACGCUGUGGUCAUGGAGGCUCGGCAGCGCCUUGCCGGAUGUGAAACUCUGAGUGGUAGGUAUGAGAAGUUGAUCACAGGCUUGCAUGACGACGAUGGUACAAUCCUAUAUAAGGGAGCCGAGCUUGGGAGGCAACUUAGAGAUACUGUUCCUGAUCAAGGACAGCGUUGGAAGGUGCUGGCUGACUUUUGGGCAGAGUUCAUACUCUUCCUGGCGCCAUCGGACAAUGCGGACAUCCAUGCAGAGAUGCUGGCCACCGGCGGGGAGCUCAUGACCCAUCUCUGGGCACUUCUCACUCAUGCUGGUAUUCUGGGGCGGCCCUCUUCCUCCUCUGGGAUAGACCAUCUGGGAGGGUUUAAUGGUACCACUGCACAAGAGUCUGUGGUUUGA
This is a messenger RNA of Triticum turgidum subsp. durum (durum wheat), 2112 nucleotides long. The record is from the annotation of a GenBank genome assembly. Lineage: Eukaryota; Viridiplantae; Streptophyta; Magnoliopsida; Poales; Poaceae.